AUGCCCUCGGUCACGGCCCUGGGCGUGGCCGCCCUCUUCCUGUCCUUCGGGGCAGUGGAGGGUGGCUUGACGCCGAACCCGCCGUUGCGGAAGUCGGCGUCCGUGUCCUACCGGCCGAGCGACGACUGUCCCAGGCUCUGCAGCGUCUCGGGACCAGACCCGGCCAACUGGACCGUGUACCACAGCUUGGACCAGGUGUCGCACUGCCAGGAGACGGUUUUCUACCACUUUGGCAUCAACGACCUGGUGGAUGAUGCCAGCAAGCACCACCGCAUCUACGCCUGCACUUCGUUUGGCGCCUCCAAGAAGGUCGGCUUCGUGGUGCCGGCCGAGAAGACGGCGGCGCAGACGGUCAACAAUGCCUCCUUCACCUUGGGCACGUCGGACCGGAGCGGGGGGCCUAAACCGGUCGAUCCCAGCCAGCUGUCCAGGCAGAUUCGUCAAUUUUUGACUAACGGCUUCACCGCCGACGGCAACGGGCCGCUCGUCUUGUUUGCCCAGAACCUCGGCACUACCGCCGGCCUCUACAUGGGCAAAGCCGUGGACAUGCGGUCGACGGGGACUGACGCCCUGGUGGCCCUGGAGAACGCGGUCCGCGCCUCCAACGUCACGGGCCGCGCCGUGGCCAUGCAGCUGUGUGGGAAGGGCUAUGACGGGGACCACGUCGUCGGCUUCAUGGCCGCCAGCGGCUCGUCCUUCGCGCCCGUGCAGCAGGCGGUGCAGUCGUGGGCCAAUGCCACCUGCCUGGACCUCAACUCCACGUUGCAGGUCUCCAGCACGGCCAGGUUCACCACGCCCCUGGUGCCGCUGGCAUCCAACGCGACCAUCAACGGCACCGCGACGGGCGCAACCAACGCGACCGCCGCGGCCCGGCUCUACACAACAAGGCUGGGGCGUCGGGAUGACUGCCGGACGAUCCAGGUGGCGGCCGGCGACGGCUGCUCGACGCUGGCGGCCAAGUGUGGCAUCUCGGCCGCCGACUUUACCAAGUACAACCCGGACUCGUCGCUGUGCUCGACCCUGACCCCCGGCCAGCAUGUUUGCUGCUCUGCCGGCACGCUUCCCGACUUCCGGCCCAAGCCCAACGCCGACGGGACGUGCGCCACUUACAAGACGGCGGCCGGCGACUCGUGCUCCAGCAUUGCGGCGAGCAACAGCCUCACGGCCGACGACAUUGAGUCCUUCAACAAUCAGACCUGGGGCUGGAACGGCUGCGACAACUUGUGGACCGGCAUCAACAUCUGCCUGAGCACCGGCGACCCCCCCAUGCCGGCCGCGGACCCCAACGCCAAGUGCGGCCCCACAGUGCCCGGCACCGAGAGGCCGUCCGACUGGUCCGACAUUUCGAAUCUGAACCCGUGCCCGCUCAAUGCCUGCUGCGACGUCUGGGGCCAGUGCGGCGUGACAAAGGAGUUCUGCACCGAUACGGGCACGGGCGCCCCCGGCACGGCCAAGCCCGGCACCAACGGCUGCAUCUCCAACUGCGGCACCGACGUGGUCAAGGGCAGCGCGCCCGCUGAGUUCAUCAAGCUGGCCUACUUCGAGGGCUUCGGCAUGAACCGCCCGUGCCUGUUCCAGGACGCGCGCCAGAUCGACCCGAACCAGUUCAGCCAUAUCCAUUUUGCCUUUGGCACCUUGACAGACGACUUCCAGGUGACGACGGGCGACGCUCUCAGCACGUACGAGUUUAACGCUUUCACGAGGCUGCAGGGCGUGAAGCGCGUCAUCUCCUUCGGCGGCUGGGAUUUCUCGACCAACCCCUCCACCUAUAACAUUUUCCGCAGCGGCGUCACUCCAGCUAAUAGAAUGACUUUGGCCACCAACAUCGCCAACUUCGUCAAAGCUCACAACCUGGACGGAGUCGACAUCGAUUGGGAAUAUCCCGGGGAACCCGACAUUGAGGGAAUCCCUCCCGACUCAGAGGAUUCCCCGACCAACUACCUCGCCUUCUUGGUUGUGCUCAAGAACCUCCUGCCCGGCAAGACCGUGUCGAUCGCGGCGCCGGCGUCCUACUGGUACCUCAAAGCGUUCCCGAUCGCCGCCAUCUCCAAGGUGGUAGACUAUAUUGUGUACAUGACGUACGACCUCCACGGCCAGUGGGACGCUGGCGGCCAGUAUUCGCAGGAGGGCUGCAGCACUGGCAACUGCCUGCGUAGCCACGUCAACUUGACCGAGACUAUGACCGCUCUGUCUAUGAUCACCAAAGCCGGCGUGCCGUCGAACAAGGUCGUCGUCGGUGUCACCAGCUACGGGCGCUCGUUUAACAUGGCCGACCCCAACUGUUACACGCCCAACUGCCAAUACACUGGCUCGAGAUCGCAGUCCGACGCCGAACCGGGCCCUUGCACCGGCACGGCCGGCUACAUCUCCGACGCCGAGAUCAACGACAUCUUGGCGAACACCAGCCGGGUCAGCCAAAACUACAUGGACAGCACCAGCAACAGCCGCGUGGUCGUCUACGACGGCAACCAGUGGGUCGCCUUCAUGGACGACACGGUGCGCUCCGAGCGCUCCAAACUCUACCAGGGGCUUGCCAUGGGCGGCACCACCAACUGGGCCAGCGAUCUGGAGACGUUCAACCCGGCGCCGGACGCGACCGGGUCGUGGGACGACUUCAAGCUCAACAUCAAGAUCGGGAACGACCCGUACGCCGAGGGCGAUCGCCACGGCAAUUGGACCCAAAUUCCCUGCGACGACCCGGCGGUGCAGGACAUUUCCAUGCCGUCGGCCGAGCGUUGGAACAGGCUGGACGGGCCCGACGCCUGGUCCGACGUGAUUUCGGUCUGGAAGGACAUCGACAAGGCGAAGGGCUGGACGUUCACCGCAUCCAUCUCCAACACAAUCCACGGGCCGGAGAAUGCCGACUGCGGCACGCUGACCGACGGGAACAACUGUGAACAGACCCUGCAGUGUGGGUCCGAUUUCGUGGGCGGCGGUUCGGGCGCCGUUGGCUACGAGAUCUGGAAUUCCAUGGUUUCCAUCCACGAGAUAUACAGCACCUACAACAAGGCGCUCUACCAGGCUGCCUCCGGGAGCCUGGACCCUUCGCUCAAGGACUUCGAGAACACGUUUGCGCCCGUUCCGCCCCCGCCCGACGACACCUGGCUGGAGAUUCUCUUGGCUGCGGUCGACCUUGUGGGCACCAUAGGCGUUGCGUCCUACUUCAAUUCUGUCCUCAAGUUCCUGCCUUCCCUCACAACAGAGUCUGGGAAAGUCGCAUAUGACAACCUCAAGGACACGAGCAAGGCGCUGGUCGGGUUCAGCGUGUCAAUCGCCGCGGCGCUCACCGGCAAAGACGAUGGCGGAGAAUGGACCCCAGAAAAACAGGAUGCCUUUUCCGCCUACAUGGGCCAGGUAGUCACUGGUUGGGGCUACGUCAACGAGCAGUCACUCAGAUGGCUUUUUAACGGAUCGGACACGUCUAUCGACCGGCUGACAACCUUGGUCUCCGACGGCAAGUUUAUCGCAGGCGGCGAUCAUCUUAUGCCCAACAUCGCCACGGUGGGAACCAGCGACACCUCGCUCUCGGCUAUACAGGCCAAUAUCUCCAAGGCUUUCUUCGCCUUCGCCAUUCCGCAAAUCUGGUCCCUCUCGGGCACGCAUGCCUUUGUCCUCGACAGCGGCUACCCCUGCGAUACCCAAGACCCGGUAGGGGAUUAUGUGGACACCGACGUCAUGCACAAGACGUUUGGCUGCUACAACGACAAGUUGUACUAUCUCGUCUACCCCGAUGGUGACGCCGAGACCUGUGAUCCGCCUGCCUGCCCUGGCUGCCAGGAGUCCUGCGUGGAUAACAAGUUCUCGAUGCCGCCGGGCCUCGACUCGCUCGACGGGUCGGCCUUCGGCGGCGUCAAGGUGUCGGACCUGAUAGCCGGCGCGGUGCGCAGCUACCAGGCCAACGGAAACGCCAACGGCGGCCCCACGGCGUCCACCAACCAGGGCUCCACACUCGACGACCUCCUGAACUCGGACGUCACCACGCCCGGCUUCAUCAACAUUCCCGUAUGCAGCGCCGACCUGGCAUACCAGGUCUGGUCGGAUCUCUCGAUCGACAAAAGCGUGCCCAACUGGCCGUGCUACAUCAAGCCGUCACCGGACGACUGCCAGGACUCGUCCUUCAUCGACCAGACCAGCGACGCGUCGCCGUCGGUCGACGACUGCAUGGGCAUCGUGCACAACAUCCAGGGCACACAGGGCGAGUGGGAGGUCGAGAACGCCAUCGGCGAGCAGCACCAGCUCGUCCAGUACGGCAGCUGCAAAUUCGGCAUCCAGGGCCUCAACAAGCAGGGCAACGUCGCCUUCUACGUCGGCGCCCAGGACAUCGUCGACAUCAUCACCGACUCGAUCAAGCAGUUUGGCGGCAGCGGCAAGGUGGGCGCCAAGGGCUACAUGGACUGCAGGGGCAACGUGAACGACCAGGACGUCGAGUGGGGUCUGUACUAG
Thermothielavioides terrestris NRRL 8126 is the source of this 4443-nucleotide messenger RNA. RefSeq names its product glycoside hydrolase family 18 protein. The record is from RefSeq and is a predicted model, not a curated record. The coding region runs from base 1 to 4443 and encodes 1480 amino acids. Gene Ontology annotation, biological process: carbohydrate metabolic process. NCBI's taxonomy places the organism in Eukaryota, Fungi, Ascomycota, Sordariomycetes, Sordariales, Chaetomiaceae. The transcript has 7 exons. Gene Ontology annotation, molecular function: chitin binding; hydrolase activity, hydrolyzing O-glycosyl compounds.